Drosophila suzukii is the source of this 3874-nucleotide messenger RNA. RefSeq lists its product as uncharacterized. Lineage: Eukaryota; Metazoa; Arthropoda; Insecta; Diptera; Drosophilidae. Gene Ontology annotation, biological process: piRNA processing; P granule organization; spermatogenesis. The record is from RefSeq and is a predicted model, not a curated record. Gene Ontology annotation, cellular component: P granule.
UCGCCAGCGUUGCCUGACCAAAAAACCGCGGCACUUAAAAUUACAGUUGCUUUUAGGAAGAAAACUUCCAAACAAAAAUUCCAAGAAUGAGAGGGCGCAGCAUGAUGGGAACUCUAAAAUUGCAGAUCAAAACAUUAAUGAUCCAAAAUCAAGUAUCCCAAAUACACAGAAUACAACGAAAGAUGGCUGCACAGAAUUCGCGUGCAAAUAUUGACCAAAAGAAGCUUAUAAAUCCGAUUCCUCCCGAACCCAACGAGCGUGAUUCGGCGAAGCCAUGUGACCACGGAAAGCCCACUGAAAAGCCAGAUAAAUCGAAAGAUGUUUCACAUCAGGAUUCCCAGGGUCCUAAGCCACGUGACCAGAAAAAGUCCACCCCGGGGUUAGCCCCAACUAACACCCAUUUUCAGAUAAGCCCUGAAAAUCCUAAAAUUGAACCUGUAGAUCUCUUACAUCAGGAUCCUCAAGAUUCUAAACCAUCCGACCAGCACAAGCCCAAUAUGGCCUUAACUGAAGCAUCCCCAGCUUAUUCACAGCUUCAGUUGCACGCUGUAAAGCCUAAAGAUGAGCCUGUAGAUCUCUCAUAUCAGGAUUAUCAAGAUCCUAUGCCAUGUAACCAGGAAAAGCUCACGCCGGGGUUAACUGAAGAAUACCCAGCUAUUCCGCAUUAUAAGAUAGAUCCUGAUAAACCUAUAGAUCUUUCCCAUCCGGAUCCUAAUACUCAUUUUCAGAUGGCCCCUGAAAACCUUAAAGAUGAACCUCUAGAUCUCUCACAUCAGGACACUCCACCAAAGGAUUUAGCUAAGGCAUCCCCAGCUAAGCGCUGUUUUCAGAUGGACCUCGAUUUCCCAACAGAUGAACCUCUAGAUCUUUCACUUAAAAAUUCUCAAGAUCCUAAGCCAUGUGACCAUGUGGUCCCUGAAAAGCCACAAGAUAAUCCUCUAGAUCUUUCGCAUCCAAAACGUAACAACGUGGAACAGCUUAAAAAACCGUAUUUAGCUUCAAGAAACUUUAAACCGCUGGGCCCGCCGCCUGAGCCUCAUCUAUUUUCUAUGUCCACCUCAAAACGGGCGCUUAUAAAUUUGUGGAAGGCAUUUACUGAGGAGAAACCUAUUCGCCAGUCGAUCUCUAAUGAUCUAAGCGAUCCCGGCCCUGCGGCCUCGCAUUCCAACAACUUUAAAUCCCAGGAUAGUAACAUGAAAAUUGAUCCUGUAGAUCAUGUACUUCCUGUAUCCACCCCAAAACUGGAAAAUAUAACUUCGUGGCAAGCAUUUGCUGAUGAAAAGCCCAUUAGCCAGCCCGACACUGAUGAUGCGUUAAUUGAUCUCCUAAGCGAUCCCGGUUGUCCGUCCUCAAACUCCAGCUACCCGAAAUACCAGGAUGGUAGCAAGAAAUUGCGUUUUCCUUGCUUGCGGACGCUUGAUCUGUCUCCGAAGAAGGACGUCCACCCAGAAGCCAGUCUUAGUACCUUGGCUACUGAGCAAAUUCCCGACAACAAGGAGGACUACAUGAGGCAGUGGCUCUUGGCCGUGACUGAAUCAAGCUUGUCGGAGGAUCAGAAUCCCAAGGAAUCUGAAGCAGAGCUAAAGCCUCUCAUUGAAUUGCCUGAUAGCGACGACGAGGAGUUGGCCGAUGGGACAAAUCCCUUUGCCAAUGAUAUGACAAAUGCACAGGAACUUCCAAAACUCGAGGUCCUAAGUGCUGAACAGGCGGAGGAGCGAAUGGAUGACUAUAUACAGCGAUUGCGGUUCCGCGUGGCAAUUCCAGAAGGAUGUUUGACGGAUGACAUAUCUAGGGUGGACAGACCCAGUGAUGCCGUCGUCUUGGGCAAGAAGCUGCCUCCCAUGCGUCUGCUGGACAACUGCAAGGAAAAGGAUUUCAUCGUGAUCUCCGUGUGCAAAGUGUAUAGCCCCUUUCAGUUUUGGUUCCAUUUCGUAAACCAGACGCACGACACCGAUAUGCUGGAGGGAAUGACCAGAGACAUGAACACGUUUUAUAAUUAUGAGAAUAACCCCAAGUACGGCAUUCCCGUAUCGAGUUACUACCUGAAAGCCGGCUAUAUUUGCGCUGCAAAACACCGAACCGGGUGGCGACGGGCCAGAAUAUUGAUCACACCGCCAAAAGAUGCCGAAUGGGUAUCCAUUUACUAUGUGGAUUAUGCAUCGGCAGCUGAAAUAUCGCCGGAUGAUUUGAAAUUCUUGCCCCAGUGCUUUGCGGAUACACCGGCACUGGCUGCCCGGGGCACUCUCUCGCACAUCCAUCCAUUGGACAUUCACUGGCCACAGGAUAGUACGCAGCAAUUCCGGCGCUUGGUGUUCAGGAGGCACGUGCACGCCCACGUCAUCGAAUUGGAUGCGGAGGAGGGCAUACUCUUUAUGCGGCUCUCGCAGAACAAAGACUUUGAGUUCUCGAUCAACAAAAAGCUAGUUGAUGCCAAGCUGGCUGGGGAGAGCCAACAUUACACACAGCGGCUCAUCGAUUACAAUUGCGGAAGAAGACUUCGUUACCUCCGAGAACGAUUACCCAGCUUUGAAAUUCUGGAGGCGCGAUUGAUUCCCCUCAAGGACGAAGAGUUUGAAAUGGAGUUCGAUGAUAUCAUAUAUGCUCCCUCCUUCUACAAACAUUACCAGCUGCCCAAGCUGCCGAAUCCCUUUCGUGCUGGCCUCCUGGAAGCGCUGGCCGCUUGGAUGCCCGGCUAUCGAAAGGAUCAGGAGCACUGGUGCCGGAUUUACAGGAAGGCCGAUCAAAAAAUAAGGGAGAAAGCGUUGGAAAGACAGAAGACGGCUCUUGAGAGGUAUGAUAAGUUUUGUGCUAAGAUCGACGAAGAAGAAAGGCAAAUUCUUCGGAAGAACCUUAUGCAUCCGAAGACCAAAAGAGAGUUCAUGCUGUACCUUCAACUAAGGGCUGAAGAGGGUCCAAAGGAAGAGCACACAAAUCCUGUAGAGCAAACGGCUCAAGUAAAUCCAGCUGAGCAUGGAGUGGAAAAAAAUCCACAAGACCAAAGUGAGAAAAAGGUUACAACACAGCAAGUUGAGAAAGAUCCAGAAGACCAAAAGGAGGAAAAGUACAAAGAUCUGCAAGCGGAGGAAAGCGAACCAGAAGACCAAAAGACUGAAGACUUAAAGGAUCUUGCACAGAACAAAAAGGAAGAACAUAAUGCGAAAAAUUAAAAAGGAGAAAUGGAGUCACUGGAGCAGGCAGCCCAAAAACAUCCUGGGCUGAAAGAGGAUGAGCAUCAAAAAGAGGUAGUGGAGUCCAAGGCGGAAGUAGAGCAAAGAGAUCCCAAAGAGAAAAACGAGGAAAUACAGUCAAAGGAAGAAAUUGACCCAAUGGAUCCAGAAGAGAAAAAAAUGGAACCUCCAACAGAGUCCAAGGAAGACCAACAAAAUCCAGAAAAAAAAUAUGAGAAAAUACAGUCAGAAGAGCAAAGAAAUAAAAAUAUUACAGAGAAAGUGGACUCCAAGUAGGAAGUGUACCAAAGAGAUCCUGAAGAGAAAGUAGAUGAAGACGCAAAUAAUGAACAAACCCAGCAGGAUCCAGAAAAGGAAAAUCAGGAGUUCAAAGAAAGGAAGUACAGCCAAUAGAGCAAGAAGAGAAAAUAGAAGAACUAUCAAAAGAUUAAAAACAGUUACAGAUCAAAGAUGCCUUUAAACAUUCAUUGUCUUCCGCAUGUUACUUGUGAAGCCGAUCCCUAAAAUCGCACAUAUAUAUUGAAUUUUACCCACUACCAUUUCAACUUGACAAACUUUCCUUAAUUACCAAUAUGUUUUUGUUAAUCUUAAUGCAGACUUUGAAAAUUAAUUUAGUCACUUAAGUUUAUGUUUAACAAUACAAUAUAUUUUUUGUAUUCAAAAUCAGUCAUAUUUAAAGUAUGAAA